Molecule: messenger RNA, 3121 nt
Organism: Bufo gargarizans (Asiatic toad)
Lineage: Eukaryota; Metazoa; Chordata; Amphibia; Anura; Bufonidae
Product: flavin-containing monooxygenase 5-like
Exons: 9
Coding region: 141-1724 (527 amino acids)
Molecular function (GO): N,N-dimethylaniline monooxygenase activity; NADP binding; flavin adenine dinucleotide binding
Source: RefSeq, a predicted model, not a curated record
CUGAAAGCUGAGUGCACACUUUAUCUGAGAAUUGUGUGCAGCUCGGAUAAUAUAGGGUUAAAUAAGUCAACGCCUCAGUGUACAGAAGCAGGAAGCGCCUGCUGUUCUUCUACUGAAACCAGUUUUUGUAGGCCACCACCAUGAAGAAGAAGGUUGCUGUGAUAGGAGCUGGAGCCAGCGGUCUGGUAGCUAUAAAAUGUUGCUUGGAGGAGGGUCUGGAACCCACGUGUUUUGAGAGAACAGAUGACAUUGGUGGACUAUGGAGAUUUGAGGAAAAACCUGAGUCGAGCAGAGCCAGCAUUUACAGAUCUGUUAUCAUUAACACUUCCAAGGAGAUGAUGUCUUACAGUGAUUUCCCUAUACCAGAUGAGUUCCCAAAUUUUAUGCAUAAUUCUAAGAUUUUGAGGUAUUUCAGACUCUACGCUGAACACUUCCAGCUAACUCAAUAUAUCCGCUUUAAGACCACGGUGUGUAGUGUUAAGAAGCAGCCAGACUUUGCUACAAGUGGACAAUGGGAGGUCAUCACUGAAAAGGACGGUAAACAGGAGACAGCCAUUUUUGAUGCUGUAUUUGUCUGUAGCGGUCAUCACACAGAAGCGCAUCUCCCUCUGAAAACAUUUCCAGGUAUUGAGAAGUUUAAAGGACGGUACCUUCACAGUCGAGAUUAUAAAAACCCAGAAGAAUUUCAAGGCAAAAGGGUCAUCGUCAUUGGGAUUGGAAACUCUGGUGGAGACAUUGCUGUGGAACUGAGCCGGACGGCUUCACAGGUGUUUCUUAGUACCAGGAGAGGAUCAUGGAUUUUGAACAGGGUGUCGGAUUAUGGUUAUCCCGCGGACAUGUUGUUCCUUACACGUUUUUACAAUACGAUGAAGAAUGUCAUACCCAGUUCCCUUAUCAAUACCAUUGCUGAGUCCAAGUUAAAUAAACGGUUUGACCAUGCAAAUUUUGGCCUAAAACCACAACAUCGUAUUUUUAGCCAACAUCCUAUGGUGAAUGAUGACCUACCAAACCGAAUUAUUGCUGGCACUGUACUCGUGAAGUCCAACGUGGUAAAGUUUAAGGAGAAUGAUGCCAUUUUUGAUGAUGAGACGGUGGAAGAAAAUAUUGAUGCUGUUAUAUUUGCCACGGGUUACAGCUUCAGCUUUCCUUUUUGUGAGGAGCUUAAAGUUCAGAACAACAAGGUCUCGUUAUACAAAUACGCCUUCCUACCAGAGCUCGAGAAGCAAACCCUCGCCGUCAUUGGCUUGAUACAACCGCUUGGGGCAAUUAUGCCCAUUUCAGAACUACAAUGCCGACUUGCCACAAAAAUCUUUGCCGGAGAAAAAUUGCUGCCAUCUGCUAGUGACAUGAAAGAAGAUAUCAGAAAAAAGAGAGAAGAGAUGGCGAAACGCUACGUUUGCAGUCAGCGGCACACUAUACAAGUCGACUACAUGGAAUAUAUGGAUGAACUGGCAGAAUUGUUAGGGGUGAAGCCAAACCUGUUGAGUCUUUUCCUAACUGAUCCCACGCUUGCCUGGAAUGUUUAUUUUGGGCCUUGCACACCAUAUCAGUAUCGGCUAUCUGGACCUGGGAAGUGGGUUAAAGCUAGGUCCGCCAUCUUAAAUCAAUGGGAUAGAGUUAUAAAACCAAUGAGAACUCGAUAUGUAGAACAAACCUCACACUUCUCUCUCUUACAUGUAUUCAUGGGGCUAUUGGUACUUUUGACUGCAAUAUUCUGUUAUUAAUGAUUGAAGACAGUCCUGUACCUCCCUAUGUAGAAAUGAAAUGCAUUGUCCAUGUGUAAUUACAUGCCUGUAGAUUAAUGGCCCUGAACCUACUGAUGGGUUCGCUUUACCACCAGUGUCAAAGCCAGAGAAAUAAAGGGUGCUUUACUUGCCUAUUCACAGAAUUAAAGCAGUCUCUGAUAAAAAUAAAAUAAAAAUUUUCCUGUAAUACAAAAAAAUGCAUAUAAAAAAAAUCCAUCAAUCCAUAACUUGAUUUCGUUUGCAUUUUGAAAAGAGUAGUUAAAGGAGUUGUCCAUAGCCCCAAUGGUCCUAGCGUGUAACCAAUGCAAAAAAACAAAAACUGUCCUAUCCUACAGGUUUCAAACCUGGAUCGCUGAGGUGGUUGCAUGCCCUUAGGUUAAAUCUUCAAGUGUAGAUAACACAAUUAGAUAAAUGGGGAGGUCUCUGGUUUCAUGUGAGGUACAGGGCUGUUUUUUUGUUAUCAUGUGUAUGAUACAAUCUAAUAGCUCGGACCACUCCAAGUAAUACCGGUGCAUGCCUUGAUGGGGAUGUGUCCAAAAUCCCCACAGUAACAUAAUCCAAACCAAAGAAGAUGGAGGCCAGGACUCCAAUAGAUGCGUAGAACUGGUAUUUUAUUCCAGAUGCAACACUUGAGCUACCAAAGCCUUUGUCAGUCAUACCUUGGAAAAGGUUUUGCUAGCCUAAACGUCACAUCCGGAAUAAUAUACAGACAGCAGUCCAAGAUAUAUUCAGAACUGUGCUAUAUCAUCUUCUUUGGUUUGGAUUAUCCAUGUACUUUGACUCAUUUUCCUUUUUGAGUAGUAAGCAAACUUCUAAACUAGCCAAGAAGAGUCGAGCAACAUAGGGCACAUUGCACAGAUGAAGCCAAAGACCGUACAUCUCCCUGCAUAUAAGGUGCUGGCUUAUUUAAAUAGGCCUUCAGCCAUGACUCUGAUCUUAAAGGGUCAAGCACGGACUUGUAGGACAGCUGCCUUACAUCUGGUGGCAUCCUAGGCAGAGCUUGUAGGAGCUCAGUUGCAUCCCUUUCUCCCUUCACUAUGCGUGAGGGGUAUUGUGCACUAUGUGCCUAGUGCUACCAUGUUGGGCCUAUGCCUGUAGUUAGUUUUAGUUUUUUUGUUUUUUGAACAUUUCAUCACGGCCAGGGUGAACUUGUGAUGCAUAUGUAAUACAUACUCAGUACUGUGUACUAAGUGGUACUGCACAGGAAGCCUGUGGACUUAUUAGCAGCAAAUGUUUUCUAUGGGGAUGUAAUAGAGCCAUGAUGCUGCUCCCAGUGUAAAUCCUGUAUUAGUAUGAGAAUUGAUGCAGUACAAUGCUGAGUUGCAAUUGUAAUCUACAAAAAUGUACUUUGAAAUAUUAAAGUUUCAAAUUGCAGA